This is a messenger RNA of Astyanax mexicanus (Mexican tetra), 4381 nucleotides long. RefSeq names its product phosphoglucomutase 2-like 1 (gene pgm2l1). Gene Ontology annotation, biological process: carbohydrate metabolic process. The record is from RefSeq and is a predicted model, not a curated record. The transcript is spliced from 14 exons. Bases 211 to 2070 code for a protein of 619 amino acids. NCBI's taxonomy places the organism in Eukaryota, Metazoa, Chordata, Actinopteri, Characiformes, Acestrorhamphidae. Gene Ontology annotation, molecular function: glucose-1,6-bisphosphate synthase activity; intramolecular phosphotransferase activity.
UGCAGCUAGCGUUAACGCUGCGAGGCUGCCGCUGCCGGGAUGUGUGUGAUAACCUGACCGGUUUAAAGCGCUAAACCGCUGCUCCGGUUUUAGAUUCUCGGAGUAGAUUGAAUUAAUCAAACUAAUAUCCAGAGUUAACGCGAGGGAACUGAGAAAUCAGGCAGGGCGCGAUUUAGCGUGUGUUCGUGUCUGCUGCUGCUGAUUAUAGUUAUGUGGCCAAAUGAGGACCUGAACGCUAACUCUGACUGUGUGCUGAGCACCGGAGACCCCGCUCUGGAUAAACUGGUCAACCAGUGGAUCUCCUGGGAUAAGAAUGGAGCGACCCGUGAGCAGAUCAAAAUCCUGGUGCAGGAAGGGCGUGUGGAGGAACUCAGAAGGAGACUGGGCUCCAGGAUGACUUUUGGAACUGCUGGUCUGAGAGCAGCUAUGGGAGCUGGCUUUUCUCGUGUCAACGAUCUCACUGUAAUCCAGUCAACACAGGGUAUGUACGUAUAUCUGGCCAAGUGUUUCCCUGAUCUGAGUAGCAGAGGCUUGGUGGUUGGCUACGACACACGAGCACAGGAGUGCAGUGGCUGCACCAGUGAAAGACUUGCAAGACUGACAGCAGCUGUGAUGCUUUGUAAAGAUAUUCCAGUUUAUCUGUUUUCUACAUAUGUGCCUACCCCAUUUGUGCCGUAUGCUGUAAAGAAGAUUGGAGCUGCUGCAGGUGUGAUGAUCACUGCCUCUCACAACAGAAAGGAGGAUAAUGGAUACAAGGUAUACUGGCAGAACGGUGCUCAGAUUUCAUCUCCACAUGACAAGGAGAUCUUACGCUGCAUAGAAGAGAAUACUGAGCCAUGGUCUGAGUCCUGGAAUGAAGACCUGGUUGAGGACAGCCCAUUAAGGAGUGAUCCACUGGAAGACGUCUGUCGCUGGUAUAUGGAGGAGCUGAGGACUGUCUGCUUCCAAAGAGAGCUCAACACAAGGUGUCCCUUGAAAUUUGUGCAUUCAUCUUUCCAUGGAGUUGGCCAUUCAUAUGUCCAAAGAGCAUUUCAGGCGUUUGGGUUUCCACCUCCUAUCCCUGUACCAGAGCAGAUGAAUCCAGAUCCAAACUUUUCCACUGUCAGCUGCCCUAAUCCAGAAGAAGGAGAAUCAGUUCUGGAGCUCUCCCUUCGUCUUGCAGAGAGAGAGGAAGCCAAGAUUGUGCUGGCCACAGACCCUGAUGCAGAUCGGCUGGCUGUUGCAGAACAAUGUGACAAGUGUGGUUGGAAAGUAUUCACGGGGAAUGAGCUGGCUGCAUUGCUUGGUUGGUGGAUGCUGUACAACUGGAAAGAGGCUCAUCCAGACCCAGAAGACACAGAAAGGGUGUACAUGCUGGCCACCACAGUCUCCUCCAAAAUACUUCAAGCUCUGGCGCAAAAGGAAGGCUUCCAUUUUCAGGAAACAUUGCCUGGCUUCAAAUGGAUUGGAAAUAAAAUCCAUGAGUUAACAAAAACAGGAAAGGAGGUCAUUUUUUCCUUUGAAGAGUCCAUUGGGUUUCUGUGUGGGAGCAUGGUGCUGGACAAGGAUGGAGUCAGUGCUGCUGCUGUUGUCGCGGAGAUGGCAGCAUAUUUACAUACCAAAAAUAUAACUCUUAACCAGCAACUUCAAAAUAUCUAUGAAAUUUAUGGCUUCCACAUUUCCAGAACCUCUUAUGUUAUCUGCAACGACCCUCCCACAGUCAAGAGAAUAUUUACUCGCUUACGAAAUUUUGAAGACGAGGGUGUUUAUCCAAGGAAGUGUGGGGGAUACAGCAUUGCACACGUCAGAGAUGUGACUACAGGUUAUGACAGUAGUCAACCUGACAAAAGAUCUGUUCUCCCAGUGACCAAAAGCAGCCAAAUGGUCACGUUCACAUUUCACAACGGCAUUGUUGCCACGCUUAGGACAAGUGGAACAGAGCCAAAAAUCAAGUACUACACUGAGUUCUGUGCACCACCUGGAAAGAGAGAUCUGUUCAGCCUUGAAGAUGAGUUGAAGAAACUGGCCUCUGCUCUGCUGGAGGAGUUUCUAGAACCUGAGAAAAACAAUCUGAUUCGCAGAUCAGUGUAGAAGUGUCUUACAUACAGUGACUGCCAUCCCUGUUGGCGUAUUUAAUUUAAAUAGAGUUUCAAACUCUGAAUGUUAUUACACCACUGUGAAAAGAUGUCCAUUGCUGCAAAGUUCUUAAGGUGCAGAUCAAUGCAGAGUAAACAAGCAUACUUAGUCCUGCCUUUUGAGAUUUAUGUAUUAUAAGCAUUAUAUUUAAUUAUGUGGUUUUCUUGAAAACAAGAGUGUUCAGUUCUAAGCAGUUAUAUGGUUUUAUCCCCUACAUAACGUUUUGGUGUUGGCUUGUUAUGGGGUGAUUGUUCUGAUCAGUUUCCACAGUGUGGAAUGCAACCUUGUGUUUGAUAAUACAGAGAGUUUAUUACCUUUAACAGAGCUGAAAGUCAUUGAUUGUCUGCCCACAAUGCACUUCCAAAUAAAAUCUGACAUUUCUUUUUGAUGUAGAAACAGUAAUUAGCAUAACUGAAUUAUUUUUGACAUGGUAAUUGCUCUUGUUGGGCAGGAGAACUCCUAAACAAGACACAUUUACAUAAUUUGCUAAAUAAUGUGCAUAUAUAUUUAUUUUAUUAACUUCUCCAGUUAAUGAACAAGCUUUGUUAAAAAUAGCAGUGUAUUACAAGGCAUUAAUAAGCCAUUACGCUACUGUAGAACAGAUUGAUUUACUGGUUUUCCAGAUUGCAGUUUGACAGUAACCCAUUUUGCACAUGCUCAGUAAACCCAGAAUCUGGAAAUUGUACCAGACCUUACCCAGACCUCAUCCUGUCAGCCCCCUAGUACACAUUGUGGGUGUUUAUGGGAGCCUAAGUGUGAAUAGAGCAGGUCAUUUUCUGAAAAAUUCCACAGUGGGUCGUUCCCUACCUUCUACAGGCACUACACAUGCUGUAUUUCCUGUGGUGAUGGUGUAUCAUCUCAGGCUGUAUGCUGUAUGUGUUUAAGAAGAGCUCCAGCUAAUAUCUGCUUCUCUGGGUAUUUUCUGGGUUCUUGUGUAAAACCAGACUUGCUGCUUUGCUUGUGUGAGCUGCAGAAAGGGAUAUGACAUGUUAUUAACUCACUCAUUUAGCAGACAGAUGAAUCUGCACUAGCUUGAGCUAUUACUAGUCAAGUAGCUUUGAUCACUGAAAGGGAGGAAACUAGCAUUCACUUAUAAGUUGCUUAGUAUAAUUUAUAUGUCGUGUGCACAUAAUGUGUACAUUUCAACAACAGUCAAAUAGACAAAGCAAUAGACAAAGGAUACUUACAGUAAGGGGUGUCACAUGAGUUCUAGUUGUUAAUAUUGCAACCCAUGUGACUCCCCUUAUUUAAUAGUUUGUAACAAAGCUGAGGUGUCUACUCGGAAGCAAUUAAAAAAUGCUUGCAGUGUAGAUAAAAACACCAGUAACAGUUUUCUAGACCAGCCAGUGAAGGUUAAGUUGUUUUAACCACGAUUCGAAACCUAUUUUCACCAAGUAUAAUGCUGUUUAUAAUAAAGGUAAUAUAGUUUUAACUUGCUUUACUGCUUAAUGGUUUGAACUAUGAUUUCUUCAGUAUGCCAAAUUGCAUACUACCACUGCUCUGUAUAGUUUCGCACCCAGUUCAUAAUAAAAAUAUUAAUCAGAAUAUAAAUAAAAUUAGCAAAAUGUGCAGGAUAGGAAUGCACCGGGACCAGAAUAAGGAAACGCUGUAAUAAGACUUCAUGUUAGGCAAACGUGGUAUAUUAAACACUGCACAGAUUAAGAAAAUCUUUAUUUAGUUAUACAUUAGUAUGUUUUCUAACCAUUUAGAAUAAUGCUAGUGCUGCUUCUGAGACCAGUGCUGAAUUGUAAUGACGUCUUACAGGCUUUGAAGAAUCAGUUUUCUCCCAGCUGGUUGUUUAACAGGUGUUACCCAUUAUGUUCCUGAUGAAAAUAGAAAGCCAUCCCCUGUGCUGUGCAGCAGGUAUGUCAGUAUUCUGUUCUGUGUAUGGUGUUCUGUGGAUUUUGUUUGUGUGUGAAAGUCUUCAUAACAAAAAAAAAAGGACUUGCUGCUUUUUUUCGUACAGAAUUUCCUUUUGUAGAGCUUCAGGUGUUUUCAAUGCUUUAUUAUUUAUGAGAUUUAUUAGCAAGUUAUUCACAUUAUACCAUGUAGAACUUGGCCUGGAUGAUGAAGAUUGUGACAGAAAGCACUUAUUGCUGGUAAUGUACAGUGGUUCAAAGAACAGAUAAUAUAUUUUAGAUAAACAGCAGUUUUGAAAUCCAAAAGAAAAAAUAUUCUGUGUGAAAGAAUAAAAUUUGUGUUACUUAUGCUAUAUUUCAUGCAUUGCAUUUUAUUUUACCAAUAAAACUUUGCUUUAGAAAACUGA